Messenger RNA from Dentiscutata erythropus, 690 nucleotides. NCBI's taxonomy places the organism in Eukaryota, Fungi, Glomeromycota, Glomeromycetes, Diversisporales, Gigasporaceae. The record is from the annotation of a GenBank genome assembly.
AUGAAUCCUUAUUCCGAUAAGGAAUCAAAUUAUUCUAACUGCAAUAUCCUUCCUCCUGGUCUAAGUAGCCAUGAGGCUUGGUGGAACCUAGACAGUGAUGAUGAUUAUCUAAAUGAGAACAUCUAUGAAUUAACUCCAGAAAAGUCUAAAGAGAAAGAAGAUUUUUAUCUCAACAAAGUUGAGGAGAUUCCCUAUGAGUUAGACAUCGAUAAACUUAACUCGGAAGAUGAUAACUUAGAACUUAAAUUCUUAGGCUAUACUAUUGGUCCUGAUGGUAUCUCUACUAACCCUAAAAAGGUUCAUUCAGAAUUUUUCAAAAAUUGCUGCUCCACUCAAUCUCCUUUAAAGAAAAACACCAAGUACAAAUGCACUUCUAAACAGGAUGAAGCAUUUAAGAUUUUAAAAAGAAGACUCAUAUCAGCUCCUAUCUUCGCUUACCCAGAUUUUUUAAAGAAGUUUCUUCUUUUCACUGAUGCUUCUGGAUCUGCCCUUGGGGCUAUACUUUCUCAGAAAGAUAAUAAAAAUAGAGAAAGGGUCAUUUAUUAUGCUAGUAGAACCAUGACCAAUGUGGAGAAAAAUUACUCUGUUACUGAACAAGAAUGCCUGGCAGUCGGCUGGUUGAUUUCUAGUACCUCCACAGCUCUCAUUUCACUCUUAUCACCAAUCAUUCGGCUCUUAAGUCCUUACUGA